Myodes glareolus (Bank vole) is the source of this 7138-nucleotide messenger RNA. The record is from RefSeq and is a predicted model, not a curated record. NCBI's taxonomy places the organism in Eukaryota, Metazoa, Chordata, Mammalia, Rodentia, Cricetidae.
AUGCCUUCUGUUUCAUAUAACUCGUUUGUUAUUCGCCUUCGGGAAGCCUUCUUGCCCAAAGGUGUGCUGGUCAAUGGUGUAGCAUCUCAAGGAGCCUCAGUGAGGUGCAUGAGAUUCUUUUCCCUUCAGAUGGAGGUUGCUGGUGAGAGGCUGUUUGGGGGCUUGGUGCUGGACAUCAAGCGGAAGGCUCCCUGGUACUGGAGCGACUACCGGGACGCACUCAGCUUACAGUGUCUGGCCUCCUUCCUGUUCCUGUACUGUGCCUGCAUGUCGCCUGUUAUCACCUUUGGGGGACUGCUUGGAGAAGCCACUGAAGGACGCAUAAGUGCAAUCGAAUCCUUGUUUGGAGCAUCCAUGACGGGGAUCGCCUACUCCUUGUUUGCUGGGCAGCCCCUUACCAUCUUGGGGAGCACUGGCCCUGUGCUCGUGUUCGAGAAGAUUCUGUUCAAGUUCUGCAAGGACUAUGCCCUUUCAUACCUCUCCCUGCGAGCCUGUAUCGGGCUGUGGACUGCCUUCCUGUGUAUUGUUCUCGUGGCCACUGACGCCAGUUCCCUCGUCUGCUACAUUACCCGCUUCACCGAAGAAGCAUUUGCCUCCCUGAUUUGCAUUAUUUUCAUCUAUGAAGCGAUAGAAAAGCUGAUUCACCUGGCGGAGACUUACCCCAUCCACACGCACAGCCAGCCGGACCACCUCAGCCUCUAUUACUGCAGGUGCACGCUCCCGGAGAAUCCAAACAACCAUACUUUACGGUACUGGAAGGACCACAACAUCGUGACCACAGAAGUGAACUGGGCGAACCUGACUGUCAGUGAGUGCCAGGAAAUGCACGGAGAGUUCAUGGGCUCGGCGUGCGCUCGUCAUGGACCCUACACUCCUGAUGUGCUCUUUUGGUCCUGUAUUCUCUUCUUCACCACCUUCAUCCUCUCAAGCACCUUAAAGACGUUUAAGACGAGCCGUUAUUUCCCAACCAGAGCACGCUCCAUGGUGAGCGACUUUGCCGUCUUCCUCACCAUCUUCACAAUGGUGAUCAUCGACUUCUUGAUUGGAGUCCCAUCACCAAAGCUUCAGGUUCCCAGUGUGUUCAAGCCAACACGGGAUGACCGAGGAUGGUUUGUUAAUCCCAUCGGCCCUAACCCCUGGUGGACCGUGAUAGCUGCAGUUGUCCCGGCUCUCCUGUGCACUAUCCUGAUAUUCAUGGACCAGCAGAUCACCGCUGUCAUCAUUAACAGGAAGGAGCAUAAGCUCAAGAAAGGUUGUGGCUACCAUCUGGACCUGCUGAUGGUGGCCAUCAUGCUGGGCGUUUGUUCCAUCAUGGGACUGCCUUGGUUUGUGGCUGCGACUGUCCUGUCCAUCACACAUGUGAACAGCCUCAAGCUGGAGUCUGCGUGCUCUGCCCCUGGGGAACAGCCCAAGUUCCUGGGCAUCCGAGAGCAGAGAGUUACGGGCCUUAUGAUCUUCGUGCUGAUGGGCUGCUCGGUCUUCAUGACAGCUGUCCUAAAGUUUAUCCCGAUGCCAGUACUCUAUGGAGUUUUCCUCUACAUGGGAGUCUCUUCUCUUCACGGAAUCCAGUUCUUUGAUCGUCUGAAGCUUUUUGGGAUGCCUGCAAAACAUCAGCCAGAUUUCAUCUACCUGCGGCACGUGCCACUGCGCAAAGUCCACCUCUUCACCCUCAUCCAGCUCACCUGCCUCGUCCUGCUCUGGGUUAUCAAGGCAUCGCCGGCUGCCAUUGUUUUCCCGAUGAUGGUCCUGGCCUUGGUCUUCGUCAGGAAAGUCAUGGAUCUCUGCUUCUCCAAGCGUGAGCUGAGCUGGCUGGAUGACCUCAUGCCUGAAAGCAAAAAGAAGAAGCUGGAUGACGCUAAGAAGAAGGCUAAGGAGGAGGAGGAGGCUGAGAAGAUGUUGGACAUAAGGGGUGAUAAGUUCCCGCUUGAAAGCAGGAAGUUGCUAAGUAGUCCUGGCAAGAAUAGCAGCUUCAGAUGUGACCCCUCUGAGAUUAAUAUAUCAGAUGAAAUGCCCAAAACCACAGUCUGGAAGGCUCUCAGUAUAAAUUCUGGAAAUACAAAGGAGAAAAGCCUCUUCAAUUGAGACUCUGCUGGGGUGGAAGAUUUGGGCCACGAGGUGCCUCAAAGAAGUUCUGGUUUUCGAGAAAAUGGUGAGUCUCUCGCAGAAGAAGCCAGGCUGAGUCAGGCCCUGUCAUUGGUCAUCUCAAAGCCAUGCCACACGGAAGCUUUCAGUCGCUCAGUGUGCAUUGGAAGACAUUCAGCUACCCUCAUACCAGCAGCCAGGCACCGGCAGGGCCACCGGCAGGACGACCUCCUGUUGCUUCCUCUCCUCUUUCUUCUUCCUCUUCAGAACUGCCACCAUUAAGGAGCCAGCUUCCCAUUUUUCAGACAUUUUCUCCGAUGCUCUCUGCUGGCCUUGGGAGCCACAUGAGUCUUUUCUGUCAUUGAGGAUUCCUUCAUGAGAUCCCUCUUCAUGAACGGUGGCUUGGGGUGGUGACAGAGAGGCUGGAGAAGGGGGGCUCCUGGGCUGUUGCCAGUUGCAGGCUCACGAGCAGCCUCCAUCCCAUCUCUACUUGGAAAGGGGUGCUGGUCAGACCAAACACUGUAGGAGGUUUGCUGCCUGAGAUUGGCCAUCCGAGCAUCAACAGUGGCCACCACCAGAACUGGCAAGAUGCCGCUGACCUGGGGUCAUCCGUAUUAAUUCCCAGAAGCAGUCAACAUGAUGUCACCAGACCUUUGGAAGAUGCAGGGCCAAGUGUGAGAACAAGAGUUUAGCUGACUGAAGGAAGGCCUCAGAGAAGUCAGCAACCUUAGGGGACUGAACAUCUUUUCUUGGGUUUCCUUGAAAAUAGAGAAAGAGAAGGAGCCUGUGACUGAUGUGACCAGGGCCAACUUCUUAGCCUGGGGUUUGGUGUCAGGUCUGUUCUGUAGUAGUAGUUCUUUGUGAGUCAAAAGGUAGAAACCAGGGUUUGUUGUUGGCUGUUUGUGGGACUGUUUGACAUUCUGCUGCUGUCUCUUGAGGCUAUGUUGUUACUUCACCCUGGAGAGACACAAGUGCUCCUAGACAUCUCCUUAACUGCCUUGGUAGCGAACACCAUCACUCAAUGGACCAAAACCGCCUUCAGCCCUGUGGCUUUCUUGUCACGCAGAUUUCUUUUGGUUGACAUAAGUUCUGCAUCUCAGAUGUAAAAAUUCAUGUUAAGAAAUGAAUUGUAAAUGGUGAAGUCAGUUUGGGCGCUUGGUUUAAAAGUAUGUGAGUGAUUUUUCUCUUCUGUAUUCUAUAACUAUCAUCAAGGGUUUGGGCCCCAGCGCUCAUAGACCCCCCCUUCCUUUGUGCACAGAGAGUGACUAGGAAGCUGGUCAUGCUGGCUUUCCAUCUGCAUCUUUGUCCACAAGACCUCCCCGUACACAGUGUAUGCUCUCUUUCCCUGGUGAGGACACGCUGCGCCGUUUGCUGCGCCGUUUGUUGCGGUUUGCACCCUCAGACUCUGAACGCACACUAAGGCAUCUGCUUGCUCUCUGAAGGUGUUUGGUGUUGAGGGACUCUGUGUCGCCACCACUUCCCUGCCUGUGAGGACCACUGUCCCAUUGACGCAAAGAUGAUGUUCAAGAUAUUUAACAAUUGGUACAGGACAGACGCAAGCCAGCAGAGCAGAUACCCUUUGUAAAAUAGUGGCAGGCAUUGCUGUUCUGUGCCUGGUGGAUGAAUGCCACCCUACUUUCAAAUCCUGACAUCCUCUGAGACAGGAGUUUUGUUCCUGGUUUGUCUGAUCUCUACGCACAGGAGAUCUCUGUCCUGUUUCAGCAGCAGCCCUGACGUGCUCUCAGGUACUCCAUACUGGAACAGGCAGGUUCUACAGAAAUCAGUGGGCAUUAAAGUCUCUGGGAGCCAAAUUUUCCGAGCGGAUCACUUCAGGGCAGAUCUAAUCAUUGUAACCUUUCCCAGCUGGGAAUGAUUCUGAAGCAGCCUGUCGGUGGGAAAACUUGCUUGAUAACUUCUUGGCUGCUCUUUUUCAUUGCAUUUGUCCCCUGGGAACAUCCCCUUUUGUCCCCUGGGAACAUUCCCUUUGUCCCCUGGGAACACUCCCUUUGUCCCCUGGGAACACUCCCUUUGUCCCCUGGGAACACUCCCUUCUUUCUUGCCUCAUCUUUUUCCUCCUGUAUUUUCAUGCAACUUUUUGUGUAGGGAAAUUGGUGACUGCUUUACCUACUGUUCUGGCCUCCGUGCACCCAAGAGGCAGGCGUGUGAGGUGCCCAUCUUGCACCGAAGACAGUGGCAGUGUCGCUGAGGACAGUGACUCUUCCCAAGCCCUGAUGCUCGUUCGCCCUGGGAGGUGGGGGCUGUCUUCGUUAGCCCUGAGCAAUGCAGCUAUGGGACCUCUGGGUUUUUUUUCUCACACCAGCGUUUGCUGGGACCAGAGAAGUGGUCAUCUGUUCUCUGACAAGGGCAGCUUUUAGCUGCCAGCCAAUGUCCUGACACGCUGGUGCUGUCCUGGCAAUGUGACCAGAGUGGACGGAGGCAGAGACUCAAGAACAUGUUGGCAGUGAAGCCUUGGCUCUAGAGUUCCUAAGGGGCUGGGUUGCUUCCUGACGACUCUCAGGGAGAAGGUGAAGACCUGAAGAGAUACACUGUGUGGUUGCCGGUGUGUUUGGUUGCAGCUUGGGUAGGGUCAGGGGGCCGUGUGCUUCACCACCCACGGCCCCGUCCCAGGUCUCCUUCACUCAUGAAACCUGCCUUUUUUGUAGAUAGAAAGUGGCCAUAUCUUCCCCAAAGACAAUGUGAAUAGUCAUAAUUUCUCUUUGUUGGUGAUGGAACUUUGAAAUUUCUUAUAAACGUUAGAUACAAAUCUGGCAUCCACUAAGUCCCCAGCCUGCCCAAGGCUGGGUCAGCCUUGCAGCCUCUCUGGACUGUCUGUGGUCUGUGCUCAUCCUGAAGGACAGUUCCUAAUCCCACUUUAUCCUCCACCUGCCAGCUCUCCAGACUCCUUUAAGUCAGGGAAGCAGGGAUUGUCCUUGUAUCCUGUCUAGUGAUUCAUCGUUUGUAUACUGAAGCGUAGGAUUGGUUAGGGUCUAGAACCCCUGGGUUUUUUUAAUCUUUAAUGAACAUCAGAGACACCAUUAUCAUAUUGUCUCCCCUGUGACUUUGCCAGUGUCUUUGAAGGUCUUUUGCAAGAGUGACAGUACCUUUGCCUAGGACUUUAACUGUAUAUGUGUGGGUGUUUGUCUACAUGUAUGUCUUUGUACCAUGUGUGUGCCUGGUGCCUGAAGAGAGCAGAGGGCAUCAAAUUUCCUGGAAUCAGAUUUACAGAUCUUUGUGAGCCUCCGUGUGGCUGCUGGGACUCAUACCUGGGUCCUCUUGACUGUGGAACCAUGUCCUCAGCUUCCUGGGCGCUUAAACUGUGGGGUCAGGCCAGUUUCUCUCUCGUUGCCCUCACACCCUUCAGGUUUCCAAGCCCCAUCCUUGCUGGACAUUCCCAGGCCCUGCGCUGAGUGGCUUUCUCUUAGUGGAGACCCUUCAGCCGGCCCUGGCUAGCUGGGCAAGACCUCACCCGUGCUCCUGCCUCUUCUGCCUCAGCUUUCCUGGAACCCUUUCUUUCUCUCCUUCAGCUCUUCCUGCCAUUGUUCAAGUUCCUUCUGUGGAAAGAAACAUGAUCAGCUCCUGACAGCACCACCAGCUGAGGUGGCCAGGACUUCGAGUUCGGCUGCUGCUGCCUCUUGGAAAAGGACCUCUAUGGUUAUGUUCUGACAUGACCUGUUGAGGAGCACCCAGUGUUCCUAAGCUUCCAUGUUCGUCUGUACUGAUCCCAUGACCUGUGGAGGAGCACUAAGCGUUCCUAAGCUCCCAUGUUCAUCUAUACUGAUCUACAUUUUGCUCUAAGCAGGAAAACACAUUCAAAAUUGAAAUAGAAGCAAAUUUUCUGCUGUAACUAUUUUUAAGUGGUUAUUGGUGCCCCCUCUGACACUACUGCUCUGAGCUAGGGUCUCAUGUGUAGACCAAGCUAGUCGGCAGCUUGCAGCAGUUUUCUUACCUCCCAAACGCUGGGGUUCCAAGCAUGUGCCACCAUACCUGGCUUGCCCUUGGUCUUCAUAGCAUUAAUUAUAGAGAAUGGCUGACUGACCCAGUCACAUUCUUUCUUCAGUUACCUUUUCUGUGGCCAAAAAUGAGGAUAAUUUUCAUAAGCAAAGGAGGUGUGAAGUAACCAUCGCUGUUCAGAGUGUGUGCGAGGAGUGAAGUCUUUUCAGUAGCCGUCGGGAGUGAGCCGUCCAGACUGGGUCGUUAGAGGAGAUCCUGUGCUCAGAAGAAUGGAAUGGGUUUGGUCCUUCCGAAGAGAGAAGGAAUAGUGCCCUCCCCCAGAUCUAACCCACUUCCUGCAUCAGUGAAUACGGAGUGUUUCCCCUAGCUGUCCAUCCCCCCACCCUCCACAGCCUCUUCGUAAACCCAGGCACAAUCAGCUGGCCUGGGCAUUGCUUAACAGGCGUAUGGGCAACUUCUCCAGCAGGUUUUUACUUGUGUGAUUGCGUUGGAACCUGAAGCACUAACCUGAAUGUGCAAUUGAUCCCUUUCCACUCCUGAGAUGCUAAGCCUGCCUCUUGCCUCUUGUUUGUCAUUGGUUAGAAGUGGCUAAUGGUGUCCGUGGAGAGCAGGGCAGCCUUCCCACAGAAGGGGACUGAUGGUGUCCGUGGAGAACAGGGCAGCCUUCCCACGGAAGGGGACUGAUGGUGUCCGUGGAGAACAGGGCAGCCUUCCCAUGGAAGGGGACUGAUGGUGUCUGUGGAGAACAGGGCAGCCUUCCCACAGACAGGGCAACUCGAGGUGCUGGUACUUUCCCCUCCUUUUCUAUGUUCUCUCUAGUAGGUCUCAUGCAGAGGCAGAUAUUUUUGUUUUAGAGAUUCCAAAGUCUAUAUUUUUAGUGUAAGAAGUGUACCCUCACCACACUCCAUGGCGUAAAUAGAACUGGGAAUAAAAUGUGUCAUUGUGAUUAUCCCAUAGCAAUGUGUGUUAGAAACAAGACUCCCCCCCCCUUUCUGGUCUAUGACUGGGGCAGGUAACUGUGACAAUGUAUCUCUUAGCCCUCUGCCUGCCCACAUUUGUGUGUGCUCACCUCUCUGGGCGACAAAUAAAGUCUGUAUAAACUGUU